AUGUUCUUCAACACAUCACCAGCGCCCCCUUAUCCUACCCAAAUCACCAUUGUCGGUGCUGGCAUCGGCGGGCUCAUGCUCGCUCGUCUCCUCCAACAAGCCUCCAUCGACGUUGUUGUCUAUGAGCGUGAAAGGGCCAUUACUUCACGCUCCCAAGGUGGCUGUCUCGACAUGCACGACGAUGGUGGACAACUCGCGCUUCGCAAAGCAGGACUGUGGGAGCAGUUUCGAACGACAUGUAGUUUUGAGCCCGACUUGAUGAUGUUACGCGCCAAGGACGGGUCUCUUGCAUUUUCAGAAGAUCAGGUUCAACCCAGUGCCGCCACAGCGCCAAACAACCGUCCAGAGAUUGGGAGACGAGAGUUGAGACAAAUCAUGAUCGACUCUUUGUUGCCUGGGACAAUCAAAUGGGGUCAUAUGCUCAAAGCGGCCGAGCGUGCGCCAGAAGGAGAAGAAGGGUACGCUUGCUCGCUCACGUUUGAACGCGACGAGUCGGAUGGAACCAAGGAGACGGUGAUUGUUCGACCGCAGUUUGUCGUCGGUGCAGAUGGGACCUGGUCACGCAUCCGACCUCUGCUCACGGCCGUCAAGCCAGAAUACAGUGGCGUUUCCUUUGUGGAGAUGGAGAUUGUCAACGUCGAAAAGGCACACCCAACGGUGGCCGGGUUUGUCCGUGGGGGACAUAUGAUGGGACUCGGGGACAGCAAGGCCAUUAUUACCCAACAUAAUGCCGGCGAUAUUGUCAAAGUGUAUGCAGCCUAUCGUGCGCCAGAAACGUGGCUGGGGGAACAGGAUAUCACUACAAGUGGCGAUCCAGAGGCGGUCCGAGGGCGGAUAUUGAAGACGUUUGAUGGAUGGUCCGAGCAACUGUUGGAGAUUAUACGGGCCGUUGAACCAAACUUUGUCGUGAGGCCACUUAUGACACUCGAUCCCGAUCUGACAUGGGCAACGACGCGUGGGAUCACGCUUUUGGGAGAUGCAGCGCAUGUCAUGACGCCGUUUGCGGGCGAGGGGGCCAACCAGGCGCUUCUGGAUGCGGUUGACCUGGGAGAAGUGCUGGUUUCUGUGCUCAAGGGACGCAAGGGAGCGCUCCUCGAGCGGGCUAUAGCAGGGUAUGAAUGCAAGAUGCAAGGACGGGCGCGCAAGGCGUCGAUAGAGUCGAUGUACAACAUGGAUCUAUUUAUCGCAGAGGAUGCGCCCAAACGAGCGGUAGAACGGAUGCGGCUGCUCUUCUCACUGUGGCCUCCUCGACCACUGAUUUUCUUCCGGGCGCUGUACGGGCUGUAUACGUCUUCGUAG
Molecule: messenger RNA, 1299 nt
Organism: Serendipita indica DSM 11827
Lineage: Eukaryota; Fungi; Basidiomycota; Agaricomycetes; Sebacinales; Serendipitaceae
Source: the annotation of a GenBank genome assembly